Saimiri boliviensis boliviensis (Bolivian squirrel monkey) is the source of this 6837-nucleotide messenger RNA. The record is from RefSeq and is a predicted model, not a curated record. Lineage: Eukaryota; Metazoa; Chordata; Mammalia; Primates; Cebidae.
CCCGGCAGGCACCGCGGCCCGCGGCCAAUAAGGGGCUGAGGAUUUGGCGGCGGCGGAGCCCGGAGAGUCGGGGUGGGGGGGCUUUGUGCGCGGCGGCGGCGGGAGCGGCGGCGGCGGCGGCGGCCAGCACGGAGGCGGAGGCCGAGGGGGCUGUGCACAGGUCGCCGCGGAGAGGCGUGCGAAUUCGGAGCCGAGAGCUGAGGACCCUGCUGCCCAGGCCGGGCCGCCAGCCUUAGGCUACUCUCUGGCGGUGUCGGCGGCGGGGCGACCUCAGUCCCUCGGCCUCCUCUUCCCUCCCCACCUUCCGAGCCUUCCUUCUCCCGCGGCACGCCCGGCCCGGCCCGGCCCGGCCGUGGCCCUCCUCGGUGCCGGCCGCCAUGGCAGAGGCGUCCGGCGCGGGGAAAAUCUAGCUCGGGGAUUUCAUGCGGCCUAGCUCGGUUCCGCCUCCUCCCCGCGCGGCCCCGGCGGCUGCCCGCACCCCAGCCCCACUCCGGGCCUCCGUGUCUCUCCUGUGAUCGCACUGACACGGCCGGGGGGUUAGAAUGGAACAAACUGAAGGCCCGAUGAGAGAAAGGGAAAGUUAAGGAUGCUGGAGCAGAACAAUGGAUUUCUCUUUCUCUUUCAUGCAAGGGAUCAUGGGAAACACAAUUCAGCAACCACCUCAACUCAUUGACUCCGCCAACAUCCGUCAGGAGGAUGCCUUUGAUAACAACAGUGACAUUGCUGAAGAUGGUGGCCAGACACCAUAUGAAGCUACCUUGCAGCAAGGCUUUCAGUACCCAGCUACAACAGAAGAUCUUCCUCCACUCACAAAUGGCUAUCCAUCAUCAAUCAGCAUGUAUGAACCUCAAACCAAAUACCAGUCGUAUAAUCAGUAUCCUAAUGGAUCAGCCAAUGGCUUUGGUGCAGUUAGAAACUUUAGCCCCACUGACUAUUACCAUUCAGAAAUUCCAAACACAAGACCACAUGAAAUUCUGGAAAAACCUUCCCCUCCACAGCCACCACCUCCUCCUUCGGUACCACAAACUGUGAUUCCAAAGAAGACUGGCUCACCUGAAAUUAAACUAAAAAUAACCAAAACUAUCCAGAAUGGCAGGGAAUUGUUUGAGUCUUCCCUUUGUGGAGACCUUUUAAAUGAAGUACAGGCAAGUGAGCACACGAAGUCAAAGCAUGAAAGCAGAAAAGAAAAGAGGAAAAAAAGCAACAAGCAUGACUCAUCUAGAUCUGAAGAGCGCAAGUCACACAAAAUCCCCAAAUUAGAACCAGAGGAACAAAAUAGACCAAAUGAGAGGGUUGACAGUGUAGCCGAAAAACCAAGGGAAGAUCCAGUACUAAAAGAGGAAGCCCCGGUUCAGCCAAUAUUAUCUUCUGUUCCAACAACAGAAGUGUCCACUGGUGUUAAGUUUCAGGUUGGUGAUCUUGUGUGGUCCAAGGUGGGAACCUAUCCUUGGUGGCCUUGUAUGGUUUCAAGUGAUCCCCAGCUUGAGGUUCAUACCAAAAUUAACACAAGAGGUGCACGAGAAUAUCAUGUCCAGUUUUUUAGCAACCAGCCAGAGAGGGCAUGGGUUCAUGAAAAACGGGUACGGGAGUAUAAAGGUCAUAAACAGUAUGAAGAAUUACUGGCUGAGGCAACCAAACAAGCCAGCAAUCACUCUGAGAAACAAAAGAUUCGGAAACCCCGACCUCAGAGAGAGCGUGCUCAGUGGGAUAUUGGCAUUGCCCAUGCAGAGAAAGCAUUGAAAAUGACUCGAGAAGAAAGAAUAGAACAGUAUACUUUUAUCUAUAUUGAUAAACAGCCUGAAGAGGCUUUAUCCCAAGCAAAAAAGAAUGUUGCCUCCAAAACUGAAGUUAAAAAAACUCGACGACCAAGAUCUGUGCUGAAUACUCAACCAGAACAGACCAAUGCAGGGGAGGUGGCCUCCUCACUCUCAAGUACUGAAAUUCGGAGACAUAGCCAGAGGCGGCACACAAGUGCGGAAGAGGAAGAGCCACCUCCUGUUAAAAUAGCCUGGAAAACUGCGGCAGCAAGGAAAUCCUUACCAGCUUCCAUUACGAUGCACAAAGGGAGCCUGGAUUUGCAGAAGUGUAACAUGUCUCCAGUUGUGAAAAUUGAACAAGUGUUUGCUCUUCAGAAUGCUACAGGGGAUGGGAAAUUUAUUGAUCAAUUUGUUUAUUCAACAAAGGGAAUUGGUAACAAAACAGAAAUAAGUGUCAGGGGGCAAGACAGGCUUAUAAUUUCUACACCAAACCAGAGAAAUGAAAAGCCAACGCAGAGUAUAUCAUCUCCUGAAGCAACAUCUGGUUCUACAGGCUCAGUAGAAAAGAAGCAGCAGAGAAGAUCAAUUAGAACUCGUUCUGAAUCAGAGAAAUCCACUGAGGUCGUGCCAAAGAAGAAGAUCAAAAAGGAGCAGGUAGAAACAGUUCCUCAGGCUACGGUGAAGACUGGAUUACAGAAAGGUGCCAGCGAGAUUUCAGAUUCCUGUAAACCUCUAAAGAAAAGGAGUCGCGCCUCAACUGACGUAGAAAUGACUAGUUCAGCAUACAGAGACACAUCUGACUCCGAUUCUAGAGGACUGAGUGACCUGCAGGUAGGCUUUGGAAAACAAGUAGAUAGCCCUUCAGCUACUGCAGAUGCAGACAUUUCUGAUGUGCAGUCCAUGGAUUCAAGUUUGUCAAGAAGAGGCACUGGAAUGAGUAAGAAGGACACUGUAUGUCAGAUUUGUGAAAGCUCUGGUGACUCUCUGAUUGCUUGUGAGGGAGAGUGUUGCAGACACUUUCACCUGGAGUGCCUGGGACUGACAUCACUCCCUGAUAGCAGGUUCAUCUGCAUGGAAUGUAAAACCGGGCAGCACCCAUGUUUUUCAUGUAAAGUGUCUGGUAAAGAUGUGAAGCGUUGUUCUGUUGGUGCUUGUGGAAAAUUUUAUCAUGAAGCCUGUGUCCGCAAAUUCCCCACUGCCAUCUUUGAAUCAAAAGGAUUCCGCUGUCCUCAGCACUGCUGCUCUGCCUGCUCUAUGGAGAAAGACAUCCACAAAGCAAGCAAAGGCCGCAUGAUGAGAUGUUUGAGAUGUCCAGUUGCCUAUCACACUGGAGAUGCUUGCAUUGCGGCUGGAAGCAUGUUAGUAUCCUCCUACAUUCUCAUCUGUAGUAAUCAUUCCAAACGGAGCAGUAAUUCUUCUUCUGCUGUAAAUGUAGGCUUUUGUUUCGUUUGUGCCAGAGGGCUGAUAGUUCAGGACCAUUCAGACCCCAUGUUCAGUUCAUAUGCCUAUAAGUCCCACUACCUACUGAAUGAAUCAAAUCGUGCUGAGUUGAUGAAAUUACCUAUGAUUCCUUCUUCGUCAGCUUCCAAAAAGAAAUGUGAGAAAGGUGGAAGAUUGCUCUGCUGUGAAUCGUGCCCAGCUUCCUUCCACCCGGAAUGUCUGAGCAUAGAAAUGCCAGAAGGCUGCUGGAAUUGUAAUGACUGUAAAGCUGGCAAGAAACUACAUUACAAGCAGAUUGUUUGGGUCAAAUUGGGAAAUUACAGAUGGUGGCCAGCAGAGAUCUGCAACCCCAGGUCUGUGCCACUGAACAUCCAGGGCCUUAAACAUGACUUGGGAGACUUCCCUGUGUUCUUCUUUGGUUCUCAUGACUACUACUGGGUACACCAGGGCAGAGUGUUCCCUUAUGUUGAAGGAGACAAAAGCUUUGCUGAGGGGCAGACUAGUAUUAACAAGACCUUCAAAAAAGCACUGGAAGAAGCUGCAAAACGUUUCCAGGAAUUGAAAGCACAAAGAGAAAGUAAAGAAGCCCUAGAGAUUGAAAAAAACUCAAGAAAACCCCCUCCCUACAAACACAUCAAAGCUAACAAAGUAAUAGGAAAGGUGCAGAUCCAGGUUGCUGACCUGUCAGAGAUUCCCCGCUGUAACUGCAAGCCAGCUGAUGAAAACCCUUGUGGCUUGGAAUCAGAGUGUCUGAACAGAAUGUUGCAGUACGAAUGCCACCCGCAGGUGUGCCCGGCUGGAGAUCGUUGUCAGAACCAGUGCUUUACAAAGAGGCUGUACCCUGAUGCAGAGAUCAUCAAAACAGAGCGGAGAGGCUGGGGCCUCAGGACCAAAAGGAGCAUUAAGAAGGGUGAAUUUGUAAAUGAAUACGUCGGUGAAUUAAUUGAUGAAGAAGAAUGCAGAUUGCGAAUCAAGCGAGCCCACGAGAACAGUGUAACUAAUUUUUAUAUGUUAACUGUUACCAAGGACCGUAUAAUUGAUGCCGGCCCAAAAGGAAAUUAUUCUCGCUUCAUGAACCACAGUUGUAAUCCUAACUGUGAAACACAAAAGUGGACAGUGAACGGAGAUGUUCGAGUUGGACUGUUUGCUCUCUGUGAUAUUCCUGCAGGGAUGGAGUUAACAUUUAAUUAUAACCUAGAUUGCCUGGGCAACGGCAGAACGGCGUGCCACUGCGGGGCAGAUAACUGCAGUGGAUUUCUAGGAGUGCGGCCAAAGUCGGCAUGUGCGUCAACAACUGAAGAGAAGGCAAAAAAUGCUAAGUUAAAGCAGAAGAGACGAAAGAUCAAAACAGAACCAAAGCAGAUGCAUGAAGAUUACUGUUUUCAAUGUGGAGAUGGUGGAGAGCUGGUCAUGUGUGACAAAAAAGACUGUCCCAAAGCAUACCACCUCCUAUGCCUUAACCUGACUCAGCCACCAUAUGGAAAAUGGGAGUGUCCGUGGCAUCAGUGCGAUGAGUGCAGCAGUGCAGCUGUUUCCUUCUGUGAGUUCUGUCCACAUUCAUUUUGUAAAGAUCAUGAAAAGGGGGCCCUGGUUCCCUCCGCACUGGAAGGCCGCCUCUGCUGCUCGGAACACGACCCCAUGUCUCCUGUGUCACCAGAAUACUGGAGCAAGAUAAAAUGCUUAGAGAAGAGCUCUAUGGAAGCAGGAAAUCUGGCCUCUUGAAAACAAUGCCUCGGUGGAUUUUACCUCUGUGGUCUUAAACGAGGUGGGCUUUGUGCUAUGGUAACUUUACGUAGAAAGGUAUACAGUGUGUUUUUUUGGAGGAAGGAAAAAGAGGAAUGUAUGUGCUCACUGAUUUUUGGAACGUUUUCCAUUGACAUGGAUGGUUUGGGUUUGGAUGAAGUGCGUUUCUGUGGAUCUGAGGCAUCGUUGGAAUGGUCAUUCUUAUUUUCCUGACACUGAUAAAGGCAGCUAAAGGGGAAUGAAGGCACAAACCAAAAGCUGGAUCGUAUAAGCACCAUUUUCUGUCCAAUUUUAAUGUAGACCCUGGUCUAAACUGGAGAGAAAUACAGGCACUUUAUUUUUUGUCUCUGUUUUCCUCUCCUAAUCAAACAUUUCUUUCGUCAGCUGACCAUUCAGUCAUGUUUCCUGGUAAAACCACACAAGUGAGUUUGAAUUGUAUUUGAAUAGAUCUUUUUGGUUGAGUUCCUAAUUUGGGGGGUGAAAGUAGUAGGGGCAUCCCCACGUUACAUAUAAAUAAUUUCUAUUAUCCAGUACUUAACAUUGCUCCCAUUGUGGGGAAGAACUUCUACUUUUACAGGAUACGUAAGAGCCACACAAACACACUUCAUCUUAGGAAGCACUUGGAGAAAAUGCCCAAGAAAGUCAGUGUUAGCAAAAAUGGUUGACGGUGAUGCUUGACUCUUAAAGACGCAAGUAUACCAAGAUGUCUGCUCACGAAACUCACUUGGUUUUAAUGCUUAGGAAUAUAUAUAUUCCAGUAUUCCUUGUAUGAAAUAAUUAGUAAUGUCAGACAUUGUUGUAACACUGUACUAAGUAGAAGUCUAGGGUUAGCUUGAAUGAACGUUAACUUUCUCUGUGAAUUUUGACUGCUUACAAUUGCUGGUACCUGGUAGCAUUUAUUUUCCCUUAAGUACCUAGUAACCUUAUGAAGGUAGGGAGGGUAGGUGCUCUACCACAUUCCUUCAGCUGUACUGAGUAUUCUGUUUGCUUAUCAACUUAGAGCUCUUCUAUGGAAAGAGGGAAAAAAGCUGUUUUGUGCCUCUUUUUUUGUAUGUAAAUGUGCAAUUAUACUGGAUUUUCUCUUGUAAAAAAUAACACUACAUUCUUUUACUGAAGCUCCUAAACUGCCAUUUGCCUAACUCCAGCAAUUAAUUCUGCGGUGACUCACUGGGCUUCCAAGUACUUCUGUUGAUUAGAUAUGGUCCCAAAAGAAAGAGCAAAAUGGAAAAUGCAAUCCAUGUCACCAAAUAUAAUUGCUACAAGUAACAUGAAAUACAGCUCACCAAAACACUAAACGUUGCUCUUGAGCAAUUAUAUAGUUUGAUGUCCUUUUAAAAAAUAAUUUAAGAAAAGCUAGGUUUUAUCAUACUAAAAUUUUAUUUUGUAUAUGAUGUUUGGUUUUUUAAACUUACUAACAACAUAAGGAUUUCCUUUAAUAUUCCAAAUACAGUUCUUGUUGAAACAGUAUCCAACAUGAAAUCUUAUCUCCUUGCUUUUAGACUUAAUGCUAUUUACUAUCUAAUAACUUUUAUAUGGUAAGCCAGGGUACAUCUUAUAUACUACAGAUACCUUAGGUUUCAGUAUUUUUAUGCAGCUUCUUCAUUGUGUCACGUUUUAUUUUCAUAUCUGUAACACAGCUCUGCUGAAAUUUUUUAAAUAUUUUUUUUAUGAUUAAUAGGAUUGUUUCACCAUUUCAGAAAUCAGAGUAGAAAACAAAAUAGCUGUCGGGCAUGAUGGCUCGCGCCUGUAAUCCCAGCACUUUUGGGAGGCCGAGGUGGGCAGAUCACAGGGGCAGGAGUUUGAGACCAGCCUGGACAAUAUGGUGAAACCCCGUCUCUACUAAAAAUACAAAAAGUAGCCGGGCACGGUGGCACAAGCCUGUAAUCCCAGCUACUCG